Molecule: messenger RNA, 2014 nt
Organism: Synchiropus splendidus (mandarinfish)
Lineage: Eukaryota; Metazoa; Chordata; Actinopteri; Syngnathiformes; Callionymidae
Gene: buc2l
Product: bucky ball 2-like
Exons: 5
Coding region: 23-2014 (663 amino acids)
Source: RefSeq, a predicted model, not a curated record
AACAUCUCCCAUCUGUAGGAUCAUGGCAGCAAUCAUUGGACCCCCACCUCAUCCAGCACCAGCUCAUCCAGCACCAGCUCUUCCACAUCCCCGGUCCAAUUCACGCAGCAGUGAGCCAAGUGCUGGUCAGCAAGAUCAUCAUAUCAAUCAAGACCCACCACCUCACCCUCAACACCACCUCCCUCCCAGGCCUGUCUACUAUGUUCAAGCACCUCCUCCCCCACCUUUCCUUCCUUACCAGUGGCCUGUUUCUUUUCCUUUCAACCCCUUUAUGGGCUUUCCUGGCAUAGGCUACAGUAUGGUGAUGCCCCCAUUCCUGCCUCCUCCUUACAUUGACGCUCCAGCCUACGUAAUGCCACACCCUCACUUGCAGCCAGUAGAUUACAGACGCUUCUUUCAACCUCCUCUCCAUGCUCCCAUGGCGCCUCAACAAAACCCUUACCAGGCUCGGAGAGUUCGGCCACAACAGCCUGUUAUUGGACGGGAGACUGUGAACUCGGAAGUCCAAACUGAACCUACGCGGAGGGACGUGACUAGAUACUGUCCAAGUCCUGUAGUUGGAUCUGAUUCUGGUCAGGGAACAGCUUCAAGCUCUCCAUCAUCAUCCAGCUCCCGCAAACGCUUCACUGAAGUUGCUAACCUGACAUCGCCGACCUGCAAUACCACAGAUGCUGUCGAGGUCAAAAGAAAAUUGAUAGAUGUUCAGUCUGUUCAAAAGGAUUUGCAAUCGAAUGUGAAGCCAUCUUUGGAGAUGCAAAUUGGACAGUUUGGCAGUACUAGGAACAAAAAUGGCCAUUUCAACAUAUGGUCAGUGAGUUCGACGGAAAGCUUAAAUCCUGUUUGUAGCUCAUCUCAACGAGAGGACGUGACCGGCAAAGAGAGGCGGCACUCGGUUCCUGACAUUCUCAUGAGUUGGGGUGGUGGAACUCCCCAGGCUGAAACCAGAGGUGCAGUUGACAAUGAGCAGCCUCAGACAGGGCUCCAGCAGCCAUCCUGUGAAACCGAAGGUGAGAAAGAAAAGUGCGAUGACCCAAAUCGCACAGAGACGAGGGACGAAGGCAUAUUGGCACAAGCUAGCUCCACACAAUAUCAUGAAGACCAGAUGUUCAAUGGCAGUGAAACACAAGCAGCAAAACCUGUAAGCGGGGAAAAUGUUUUCAUGAAAACUUUGCAUUGUAUUGAAGCUAUACAGGAAGGAAACCAUGAUGAAAACAGUGUGACUCUGCCCAAGGACACCACGGAGACUCUUGCCUUUAUACCAUUCAGCUCGUACCAAACUAAACCAAAACUGAACGAGUCAGUCUGGUCCGUGGAGUCUCUUGCUCCCUUCAUCCCUUCUAAGGAAUGGAUGCUACAAAACUCUACGUCUGAAAUGCUGAAGAUGACCAAGGAAUCAGAAGUUGAUUACCCAGUGUUACCCAAAAAUGAUGGGCAGCGGUCAAAAUGCCGCCCACACUGUUUGUCCCCAUCGAAAUCUCCAGUGUCGAGUAUGUCCCCCAAGGUCGUACAUCAGAUGACAGGUCCAAUAAUUGAUGUUGCAAGUGACCUGUUGGAUGAUAUUCUGCACCACCUUAAAGACCACUCUGGUGGCUUAAGUCCUGCAUCUUUGCUUCCUAAAUUUAAUACGAAUAGGUCUUCUGAACCUGUGGCAUCUAAAUCCCCAAACCAGGAAACGAGUAUUUUAAUCGAGCAGCUAACUGCUCCUCUUGAACUAAAGCAGAUGUCUGCAGGACAUUGCAACCACAGUAGCCCUUUAGAGAUUAUUGAACCACAAAAGCAACAGGAGCGGCUGCAGCUGAUCGUCCCCGCCAGUGACCAGCACAAUGUUUCUCCAUCCAAGAAAGACCUGGUGGACUGUGGAGUUCAGUGCACAGACCUUCAGUUCUGCCCGUGUCAGGACACAACGAUGUUCAACAUGAACAAGAAAUCAAUUUUUCAUAAUCUGAUUGGCCUCAGCUAUGGUGUGGAUGCUGCAAGAGACUUUGGUGGUGUUGGGAGAAACUCCAUCUACUGA